Messenger RNA from Colletotrichum fioriniae, 1173 nucleotides. The record is from RefSeq and is a predicted model, not a curated record. NCBI's taxonomy places the organism in Eukaryota, Fungi, Ascomycota, Sordariomycetes, Glomerellales, Glomerellaceae.
AUGGGCAAACUCAGUCACAUUAAGGAUGGUUACGUUGUCUCAUACGCAGCAUGGCUCGUUUGUGGGCUAGUGAUUCUCGCCCUCCUGCGAAGCAUUGUCAAGUUGAUUGUCGAAGAAAGGAGGAUUAAGGGCCAUGGAGGGCACGCGUCUAGAUUCAAAUCAUACACAGCGUUUGGCGUGUUGUCUGGCUUGCAUUUUCUGUGGUCUAUCACCACUCACGCCUUGCAGGAUCAAAACCUCAAGUUUAUGCACAACGCGUUCCUCCUAUCAGGUCAGGGAAAGAAGAACCCAUACACGUUUGAGGUCUCCUUGAUGGGAUCGCGCACAAUUUUCACUGCAGAUCCCGAAAAUAUUCGAGCCAUGCUCGCAACUCAGUUCAACGAAUUUGGAAAGGGCCAGCGCUUCAGGACAGAUUGGUUUGAACUCAUGGGGAAUAGCAUUUUCAACAUUGACGGUGACGCUUGGCAUACCUCGCGCCAACGUCUCCGGUCUCUCUUCACCCGCCAACGAGUCAGUGACCUUGUCUGUCUUGAGCGUCAUAUCCAGGAUAUGCUUCCAGCAUUAGCUGGUGGCCAAGUUGUGGAUAUAAAGGACGUCUUGAGCAGAUUUGCGCUUGAUGUCUCGGCAGACUUUUCCCUCGGGAGACAGGUGGAUUCUCUGACAAGCAAAGAACAUGACGCCGUCUUUGAGGCAUUUGAGCGCAUCCGUCACACUCAGUCCUUGAUUGAGCGGCUAGGCCCUCUGAACUUGCUUGUUCCGCGCCGGAAAUUCCGCAAGGACCUAGAGACCCUGAAUAAGUUUAUGGGGCCCAGCAUUGACAAGGCGAUAUCAAUGUCGGACGCGGAGCUAGCGGAGAUGGAUAAGACAGACCACGGAUGGACACUCCUUCAUGCAUGCGCUGGUGUCUCUCGAGACGCUCGGUAUCUGCGUGAUGAAAUGGUGUCGAUAUUGAUCGCUGGCCGAGACACCACUGCAACUACGAUGUCCUGGGCUUUCUAUGAGCUCGCGAAGAAUCCUGAAGUGCUUGCCGAGCUUCGACGCGAGAUUGUGAACAAGUUGGGCGCUGGCGCUGGAGCUCGUCUGCCAACUUAUGACGACCUCAAGAGCAUGACCUUUGUUAUUCAUACACCAGUCUACCACGCGGAGGUGGACCAGACGGGAAUGACCCCGUAG